This is a messenger RNA of Cladophialophora immunda, 2897 nucleotides long. RefSeq lists its product as uncharacterized. Lineage: Eukaryota; Fungi; Ascomycota; Eurotiomycetes; Chaetothyriales; Herpotrichiellaceae. The coding region runs from base 1 to 2844 and encodes 947 amino acids. The transcript has 4 exons. The record is from RefSeq and is a predicted model, not a curated record.
AUGCCGCAUCUACGCGACCCUGCGCGCCUAUGGGCAGCCCUCGUCAACAGGAAGGACCAUGCGUUUCUCGUUCUAGAAAUCCUCGGUCGGCUGUGGCCAAGGAGCCUUCAAGAUCCACCUCUCGUCGACGAGGCUUACAUCAAGGAUAUUAUCCUUUUAAAGACCAUCUUUGAUGUCCAACGCACCCGCAUUCGCUUCAACCCUCCAAACCGUUUCAUUCUCUCACCAGAUGACUUUCUGAGUUGUCUCAACUGUCUCUCCCAGGCAGCAGCACCACUGCGCCGAAGUGGUGAAGUCGGCAACACACCCACUCGAGGUUUCGUGGACAUAUUUCAGCAGGUGUUCUUUUCGGGAAUCCGGGCAACCGCUCUUGCCAUUGAGCGGCAGAACGAUCGAAUGUCAGCACGACAAAGGAUGGCCUCUCAGCUCGAAAAUUGCAUCAGACAAUGGCCAUUGAGAGAUCUGCGUGGCCCAGGAAGAGACUGGAGUUUGGCUAUCUUCAAAGGUGUCGUUGAUGAUCUCAUUGAGAUCAAGAAUUCCAACAGUUCUUGCGUUGAGCAUAUUGCGCUGGAUGUGCCUGACCGCGAAAAUUUCGCUCUCACAUUCGAUCUGUCGAAGUCUGUACCUGAGGCAGUUGCAUGUAUUAGUCGGAGAUGCAGAUACGCAUACCGAAGCGUACUGGUAUUACUGGACUUGAGAUUGAUGCUGAUAUCCGCAUGCUUCCAAUACGCGAGCAGUGACUCAAGCUCCAUGUUUUCCAUCAACGCUUCAGAAAGCACCUUAGGGAAUCCUGGUCCAACUUUCACCACAGACGAGCUCACCGGGGUGCUUCAGAAGUGGAGGGCUCUUGGUUCCUUCUUUGAACCCUUCCAGCAUACCGAUGAAGGACGGUCCCUAUCGACUUUUCUAAACUAUAUUGAGCCUGGCUUGCCCUUCGGAGAAGGCGACGAAAACAUCGGCUGGAUGAGCACAGCGAUUGGUAUGAGAGCUUCCUCGGCCAAUACAAGCACACAAUUACCUCCCUAUCAGAGAAUCGCCGAGGAUCUCGAACGCCGCAACCUGAAGGUUUUUGACACAGAAGGGCCUUUGUUGCGUGUCUACAAUCACUUGUCUGAGCAGAUCCGAACGUGGACUCCACCUCGAGCUGAUGUUGCCCGAUCACACAGUCUUGAAAGUCCAGACGUAACCUCUCAACAAGCCAUAUAUGUGCUCGGCUGCAGCAAGCUUCAUCCAAUAGACUUCGCGAUGCUCGCGGACUGUAUCGUGUGCAGUGGUCGAGAAGUACCCGAAGACGGUCAAGAUGUCGUCGACGUCUGUUUUGAUUGUCCAUUCCCCCACCCUGAGAAGACCACAGUCCGGAAAGCCAGAAGGGUCACUCCGUUGUGUGAAAUCUACGAAACUCUGCACAAGCUGGUUAGCCUCAAUCCUGAGUCAGAAGAGCUUAUUCUGGAAAGAGAAGAUGCCCACCUAGAGAAUGAACAACUCUUAGAGAGUCCAACUGGGAGUAGAGAGGCUCUUUCGAGCGACCAAGGAAGCGUGAACACAUGCCCACAGCCUCCUACGCCCCGAACUCCAUCUAUGAACUCACUUCGCCAAUCUUCAAGAACGCUAGGAUUCUUUGCAGACAUAGCAUCAUCCUUAAAGCCUUCGAGCAAGCUCAAACCCACUAUUCACAAGCACAACAAGUCUGAAUCACCUCCAUCUCUCCCUCCCCUCCAGUCGGCGCUUAGCCCAGAUGGUUCGAACUUGAUCGUCUGGUCUUCAAAUCGGAUCUGUCGCUCACCUUUGAAUGGCGGUAGCUCUCGCCUGGAAGGGGAGAAGUUCCUGCACGACAUCAUACUUGCAGCCACUGGUGCUUCUCACUUUGCUACUGUCACUCAGGAAGAGCCUAACAAAUCUUUCCAACUUUCUCUCUUCAGUGCUACUGGCAAAUUAGCAGGGGAAAUGCCAUUCGACAAGCCUCCACAAAGUCUAGCCUUUUCGUAUGACGGAACCAAGCUUGCUGUCGCUGCAAUGACCGAACUGCGGAUCAUCUCAACUGCGACGCCCAGCAUGCGCUCAUAUUGCAGUCAAUCACUUGUACCGAACACGAAAUCCAACUUGCACAUCAUGCAAAAGGCGGAUUCGGCAUUCUGGGGCAAAGUGCGCCAGCAGAGGGUAUCGUUUUCCACAGAUCAGCGUCGAGUCCUUGUAGGAACGCAGUAUCGUGAUGACGAGGGAAGUACUCUGUUCUGGCUUUUCAACAUUCCCCAACACUUAAAUGGAAACCUCUCCCACCGCAUUAGGUUUGAGAAGAAGAUAAAAGUGGAAUCGUCGGAGCCUGGACUGACGGCUCUGCCGUGCUUUCACACUACUGGACAGACAACCUUCAUCAUUGGUGCUGCUUCUGCUCACAGUCACCAACCGUCUGUAGAGUCAAUUGAGCGCACUCAAGCUGGCCCUCAACAGAUUAUUGGGCGGAACUUAUCCAUUGACCGUGUCCACCGUGCCAUCGCGAUGCCUGGAGGAAGCCCAUGCUUUAUCAUUGUCAAUGAGGAAACCAAUGUCUAUCUUAUUCGCAAAUCCAGCAGGCCGAAUGAAUGGGAAGCAGAGCACGUCUCUACGAGUAUAUCGGAGGGCCUCAGUCCUUUCGAGCGAAACAGCAACCGUCCGGGAAUUGGGGUUCAAAUCGCAGCAUCAAGCGCAGGCGAAGUUGUAAUUUUUCAUAUUAAGAACGACAAGGGCUAUCUCACUCGAUAUUGUGCCUGGAGUCCUCCGCAGACACAUCAGCAAACCAUCCCUCUCAACGACCUCUACCCGGUGGCAAUGGAUCCUGGGCACCCUGCUACAUUGCCAAAUAGCUAGAAGCGGCAAGGGACCAACAGCCCUUUAUUUAAGCCAUACCCAACCCCAUUCUC